AAAGGCGACGGUGGUGCAUAUACGGUAGCAAGAAGAGAAGCUCAACACGUGGGGUGAAGUAAAAACUUGACUGUGUCUCCCCGACAACGAGGACAGCAAGUUUUUUCUUUUGGUGCCCCUCUAUUGGGUGAGGCGGACCGCUUCACGAUCGAGAAGUGGGGGUGACUAUUCUGGAUCCGGCACAGUCCUAGCUGAGCAUGAAUGGAUUCGUGGACAUGAAUCAGAAGAUCGACUAUGUCUUCAAGGUGGUUCUGAUUGGGGACUCGGCAGUAGGAAAGUCGCAGCUGCUAGCCAGGUUCUCCAGGAACGAGUUCACUCUGGAAUCCAAGGCAACGAUCGGCGUCGAGUUCCAGACCCGGACCAUGGUGGUGGAUCACAAGACGAUCAAGGCACAGAUCUGGGACACCGCCGGUCAAGAGAGGUACCGAGCGAUUACCAGUGCGUACUACCGCGGAGCAGUGGGAGCGCUGGUGGUCUACGACAUCACCAAGCGGCCAACGUUCGAGCACGUCACAAGGUGGCUGGAGGAGCUCAAAGUUCACGCUGACAACAACAUCGUGGUGAUGCUGGUGGGUAACAAAUCCGAUCUAGGCAACUUGCGAGCGGUGUCUGUGGAGGAAGCCAAGGAUCUGGCCGAGAGAGAGGAGCUCUUCUUCAUGGAGACGUCGGCCCUGGAAGCCACCAACGUCGACAGCGCUUUCUUCUCGGUGCUCACGGAGAUUUACAGGAUUGUCAGCAAGAAGAGCCUCUCCGAGGGCGCUGGUGGUAGCCAGCAAGUUCCAAUACCGGGGACAACACUCCUCCUGUCCGAGAAGAAAGAGUCCAAGACCGGGUGCUGCUAAAGUUUUUGCAUUUGUACCGUGCGGUACCGUCAGAACGCUUGAAAAAACACGUUUCAUGCCGCGCAAGGUGCCGUCAAGCUCUUUGUCUUUGUACCGCGCGGUACCGUCGGAACGCUUGAAAUAAAGACUACGUUGUUUCGUACCGCGCAAGGUAGCGAGCGGUCAAUGGCU
Molecule: messenger RNA, 1013 nt
Organism: Selaginella moellendorffii
Lineage: Eukaryota; Viridiplantae; Streptophyta; Lycopodiopsida; Selaginellales; Selaginellaceae
Product: ras-related protein RABA4c
Exons: 2
Coding region: 198-842 (214 amino acids)
Cellular component (GO): endosome
Molecular function (GO): GTP binding; GTPase activity
Source: RefSeq, a predicted model, not a curated record